Molecule: messenger RNA, 9450 nt
Organism: Lineus longissimus
Lineage: Eukaryota; Metazoa; Nemertea; Pilidiophora; Heteronemertea; Lineidae
Product: low-density lipoprotein receptor-related protein 4-like
Exons: 27
Coding region: 106-5706 (1866 amino acids)
Biological process (GO): receptor-mediated endocytosis
Cellular component (GO): plasma membrane; signaling receptor complex; apical plasma membrane
Molecular function (GO): hormone binding; calcium ion binding; protein binding
Source: RefSeq, a predicted model, not a curated record
UCGUGAGGAGUUUAUGUUGAAAAGUGUGCUAAAUUCUUGUUAAUAACUUUGUGGAUUCUUUGCUAUUUUUGAGGAUUUACUGAUGAUUUGACUCAGAAGGGAAUUAUGUACCGGUUGGUUGCAUUGGUUUUAGUGGCAGGCGUUGCUUUAGCCUCGGCGGCGCGCCCGACAUGCAUCUGUCCUCGCCACCUCUUCCAAUGUGCCUCCAAGAACAGCGACGACUGCACGUGCAUCCCCAUCCACUGGGUCUGCGAUAGUGACAUCGACUGUGAGCGCGGAAAUGAUGAAGACAAUUGUGAAAUUCCCACGUGUAGUUCAUCGGAGUUUACGUGCUCCAACGGUAAAUGCAUACGACCCGAUUGGCGUUGUGAUGCGGACAAUGACUGUGGCGAUGACAGCGACGAACUUGGAUGUCCUCCCAAGAAUUGCACUAACGACGAGUUCAAGUGUAAAAACGGCAACUGUAUCCGACGACGAUGGCAGUGCGAUGGCGAUGACGAUUGCGGUGAUAACUCCGAUGAAGAUUGUCCUGAGCGGACAUGUAAGGCCGAUGAGGUCACAUGUCGUGACGGGACGUGCAUAUCAAAACAAUGGCGGUGUGAUCAGGACGUUGAUUGUGCUGAUGGAUCAGAUGAGGAUAACUGUGAAAAAAGUGAGGUGACGUCGUGUAGCCCCGAUGAAUUCCAUUGCGAGAAAAGUCGCAAGUGUAUCAUGAGUACCUAUCACUGUGAUGGAGAUAAUGAUUGCGGAGACUGGAGUGAUGAAAAGGACUGCGGGAGUAGGCCAGGGUGUAAGGACACUGAGUUCCAGUGUCAGAAUGGCAUGUGCAUCAACCAAGCGUGGCACUGCGAUGGAGAAUUCGAUUGCGAGGACCAAUCAGAUGAAACUGGCUGUGAGAUGCCCAGCUGCGGACCUGACCAGUUCCGCUGUGCUUCUGGCCGCUGUAUCCGACAGAAGUGGUUGUGUGACGGCGAAGACGAUUGCGCUGAUAAUAGCGACGAGGAAAACUGUGAAAAGCACACAGGGUGUCCAGCCGGUCAGUUUCAGUGUACUAAUAGGAUGUGUAUUGUUAAUAACAAGGUCUGCAACGGGAAUCGAGACUGUGACGAUGGCAUUGAUGAACAGAACUGCAAUUCACAUUCCUCGUGUUCGGUCAAUAAUGGCGGCUGUUCCCACAAGUGCGUCACGAUGAGUUACGGUGCGCGCUGCACCUGCGACCGAGGUUACCAGGUCGAGAACGACGGCAAGAAGUGUGUGGACUUUGACGAAUGCUCAAUAGAUGGCACCUGUAGUCAGCUGUGUCAGAAUACCCACGGGUCGUUCCAGUGCUCGUGUGUGCAGGGUUAUCAGUUGAAGAAGGAUGGGAGAGGGUGCAAGGCUUUAGGAGGUGAAGCGUACCUCAUCUUCGCCAAUCGCGUCGACAUCCGCAAGGUUCUCCCGAACAACCACGAGUACACGUCCAUCUUGCAAGGCCUGGAGAACGCCAUUGCUCUCGACUUUCAUCACGAACUAGGCCUCGUCUUCUGGUCGGACGUUACCUUAGACAAGAUAAAGAGGGCGUUCAUGAAUGGAAGUAACGUGGAGGAGAUUGUGAAUACAGGUCUAGAAAGUCCUGGAGGUAUCGCUGUCGACUGGAUCAACAACAAGUUAUUCUGGACUGAUUCCGGAACGUCCCGUAUCGAGGUGUCUAAUCUCGAUGGCAGCGACCGCCAUGUUUUGAUAUCGAAAUCAUUAGAGAAACCUCGCGCGAUUGCCGCCCACCCGCAACAAGGGACAAUCUACUGGACGGACUGGGGAAGUACACCGAAAAUCGAGCGGGCCUCGAUGAACGGAAAGGACAGGCAAACGAUUCAUGACACGUCGUUAUUUUGGCCGAAUGGUUUGACGAUCGAUUAUGCUGGGAAUAAACUGUAUUGGGCUGACGCGAAACAUCAUGUGAUUGAGUGUUCUGAUCUUGACGGGGCCAAUAGGCGGACAAUCAUCGAUCAUGGUCUGCCUCAUCCAUUUGCUAUAACGAUAUUCGAAGACGAGCUUUACUGGACCGACUGGCACACCAAGAGUAUCUACAAGGCCAAUAAGUUCAAUGGGAACGGGGUUGAGACGGUGAAGACGAGGUUACAUUUCCCGAUGGACAUUCACACGUGGCAUCCUCAGAGGCAACCAGACGGGGUGAACAAGUGUGGCACUGAUAACGGCGGCUGCAGCCAUCUUUGUUUGCCUGCUCUCAACGGCUUCUCGUGCGCCUGUCCGACGGGUUUCAUGUUGCUGCAGGAUGAGAAGACCUGUACAGGAAAUCUGAACAGCUUCCUGAUCUUCACGCGACGAUGGGACAUCCGUCAGAUUUCAUUCGACACGGACACGCGGGCAGACGUCGUCAUACCUCUCCAGGGCAUCAAGAGUGCUGUGGCGUUGGACUGGGACGCGACAACGGACCUGAUCUACUGGAGUGAUGUCACGACGGACACGAUCAGCCGUGCGAGGUGGGAUGGGACAGGACAAGAGGUCAUCAUUGGGACCAACCUUCAGAGCCCUGAUGGUUUAGCCGUGGACUGGGUGGGGGAGAAGCUGUACUGGACGGACGCCGGGACGGACAGAAUCGAGGUGUCCAAUCUUAAUGGGAGCAUGAGGACAGUGCUGAUCUGGGAGAACAUUGAUAAACCAAGGGAUUUGAUCGUUGAUCCAUUAUCAGGCUACAUGUAUUGGACUGACUGGGGUAAGACACCAUCAAUAGAGCGCGCCGGUAUGGAUGGUAGCGAUCGCCGAGUCAUCGUCGACAGUAACCUGACAUGGCCGAAUGGUUUGGCGAUCGAUUACGCACGUCAGAGGCUUUACUGGGCGGACGGCGGAGAAAAGACGAUCGAGUAUUCUAAUCUUGAUGGGACGAGGAGGACGAUUCUAAUCAGCACCGAUCUACCGCAUCCAUUCGGCCUGACGCUACACGAGGACAAAGUCUACUGGACCGACUGGCAGUCCAAACAAAUCGAGAUGGCCAACAGUGAGCUAGGAAACCAACGUGAGGUCAUCCGGUCAAACUUAGAAAGUCUGAUGGACAUCCAUAUGUUCCAUCGGAGGCGGCCGCCGGUGGCAAGCUUAUGUCUGAUUGAUAACGGCGGGUGCAGUCAUCUAUGUUUGCUGGCACCGACGCCGAAUGAACACACGUGCGCCUGUCCGACUGGGAUCAAGCUCGGCGCCGAUGGCCAGACCUGUCGCACUGGGAUGGAGACGAUGUUGAUAUUCGCACGGCGGACGGACAUUCGUGCGAUAUCGCUAGACGUGCAGUAUUACGCUGAUGUGGUGUUGCCUGUCGGUGAUCUGAGGAACGCCAUUGCUCUUGAUGUUGACCAUGUUGCUGAAAAACUAUACUGGGCUGACAGCGUCUUGGACAAGAUCCAGAGGUCAAGUUUGGAUGGGUCACAAGUGGAGGAUAUCAUCGUUAAUGGUCUCGAUACCACCGACGGUAUCGCGGUCGAUCCGAUACGGCGUAAAGUCUAUUGGACGGAUACCGGUAAUAAUAGGAUUGAGAUGUCGACGUAUGAUGGGAAGAUGCGCAAGGUGUUGAUAUGGGAGGAUCUGGAUAGUCCAAGGGCGCUAGUUUUACACUAUGAACUUGGGUUCAUGUUUUGGACUGAUUGGGGUACGGAACCACGGAUAGAACGGGCUAACAUGGAUGGCACAGAUCGUCGCGCUAUCGUCACGAAACGUCUCGGCUGGCCGAACGGGUUAACCAUCGACUAUUUAGACCAGCGAAUCAUCUGGGUUGACGCUAGGACUGAGUUCAUCGAGACAGUCGGCUUUGACGGACAAAACCGUAAAGUUUUAGUCGCAUCUGUUCCGCACCCGUACGGUUUAACCGUGAGUAACGAUUACGUUUAUUGGACCGAUUGGGGUACGAAGAUGGUGAUGCGAGCCAAUCGUAAGACAGGGCAGGAUGUGACCAUGAUACGUGAGAAUCUGUCGGGCUUGAUGGACAUCCAGGCUGUGCCGGGACAGUUUGAUAAGAACAAGAAAAUUCCAGACGAAUGUGCCGACGGUAAUGGUGGGUGCACCCAUCUGUGUCUGCCCACCAGGAACGGCUUCACGUGUAACUGUCCAACGGGCCUCCUCCUCCGCAACGACGGAAAGAGUUGCAGCUCCGUGCCCGGGACGUAUCUCCUGUUUGCCAGUAGGGGGAGCAUUCGUAGAAUCUCCAUGGAUACGCCCGAUAACACUGACGUUUAUCUGCCGCUGCCUGAUUUGCAUAACGCCAUUGCUCUCGAUUAUGACAUUCGGGAGAAUAAGAUUUAUUACACGGAUGUUUAUUUAGACGUCAUUAGACGAGCCAACCUGAAUGGCACUGGCAUGGAGACCGUCAUCGACAGCGGCCUGACCACCGCCGAUGGCAUCGCCGUCGACUACAUCGCCAGGAAUCUGUAUUGGACGGAUACUGGCAGGAAUGUGAUCGAGGUGUCACGGCUAGACGGUACAUCGCGGCGGACCCUCAUUGACUCUGGUCUGGACCAACCAAGGGCCAUUGCUCUGUUUCCUAAAAAAGGCCUCAUGUUUUGGACUGACUGGGGAACGCCACCGAAAAUAGAGCGUGCAUACUUAGAUGGAUCUCACCGAAAGUCGUUGAUCGAUACUGAGUUAGGAUGGCCGAAUGGUUUAGCCGUGGAUGCAGACGCCAAGAGGCUGUACUGGGCAGACGCCAACCUGGAUCGCAUUGAGACGUCUGAUUUGAACGGCAAGAAUCGGGUCCAACUGAUACAGCAGGUCACGCACCCUUUUGGUUUGACUGUGUUUGGUAACUAUGUCUACUGGACAGACUGGCAGACCCGCUCCAUCCAGCGUGCGGAUAAGUCAACUGGAGAGGAUCGCAGCACGAUACAAGGCAACAUGGAUGGUUUGAUGGACAUCCACGUGGUGUCGCCACUGAAGCAGACGGGAACCAACGCGUGCGCGAAGAAGAACGGCGGAUGUAGCCAUCUUUGUUUGGCGAAGCCUGGCGGUUACGUCUGCGCGUGUCCAAACUAUCCUGACCCAAGGGAAUGCUCGACAGUACCUGAUCCGUCUGUCAAAAUCGAUAUCAACGAGAUCGAUGAAGGCGAUGAUGAUUAUGAGGAUGGGGACGAGGGUUAUAAUCAAGUGCCGGUAAACCCGGAUAAUACCGUGAAUACGGGAGAAUCUGCAGAUAACAGGUGUUCCAAAGAAGAUAUUCAGAAAGGCCUCUGCAAGUCAGCAUCAACCUUUGCCAUCGACGGCAUACAUAUCGCAUUCAUCACCCUCGGAGUUGUUGUUGCUGUUGUUCUCGUAUGCCUCAUCCUGGUCUUUGUCGUCUGGCGGCGGAAAAUGCGCAGAAACCGGUAUACGGAAACUGACACGACACUUACGUUUUCCAACCCGACUUAUUCUAAAAGUAGUACAGAGACAAUUGAUAUUCAGAUCGAGAAGAAGGCCAAGCCAUGGAGGCUGUUUAAAUAUGAUAAAACGGAGGAAAAUUUAUCAAUGUUAGAGCCAGAGACGAAAUAUGAACAAAAGUUGAAUAAUUGUGAAGCAGCCGCCCUGAUGAAGCAGAAACAGUUAACAGAAACAGCGAGAGAUAUUGAGGAGAGAGCCCCGCCGCCUCCUGAAAGACAUGACAGUAAAAAUCUUUUUCUGAACAAUGCGGCAAAAUCGUUAAGUAAGCGGCCAACGGGGGGCGCAAGUAACAAUGCCGAGACACAAAUUUGAUGCGGAACUAUUGGAUGAUUAUGUUGUGUUCAUUUGGUUGCAUUCAUGGAUGUAACAGACAUUUCUAUUGGUGGAUUUUUGAAUUUUAAACAGUGUUUAUCCAAUGAGAUUCAAGAUUUCUUUUUCAAAUUCAAAUGGACCAUUUGAUUGGCUGUUGGUUUUGAUAGGAAGUGUGUGAUUGGAUGUUGUUUUUCUGACCAUAAAAUGGAAAAAGAUGUGAUUGGUUGUGUCUUCGGGCGUUACCAUGGAAAUAAGUUACAGCUGAAUUGAUUCUGUUUUGUAGUUGAGGUGUCUGUCUAUAGGUGUAGUUGUAUACACCACGGGGGGGGGGGGGGUAUUACUAUGGGAUGACAAUACAUAUGACACUAAUGACGGAAUAAUGACAAUGGACCCAUUUCUAGGAUUUUUGGAGGGAUCAAGGAUAAAGACUAAAUAACCUCUCAGGGGUCUCGUAACUGCAUUUAGUGGCAAUAGGAGGAGCUGUGAGCACAAGGGUCAUGUGACCUACUUUGUACACAAUAAAGAAAACAGUAUUUGAAACUUGGCAAUAAUGUUUCAGUUACAUUUCUACUGGAGUGCUAAUAUUCAUUUUAUGGAUGGGAAAAUAUAUUUUGGAAUAAAAAACUGAUAUUUAAGAAAUAGCACGAGCAAAUUUUUCUUUGAGAGAAAUGUCUUUAGCGAGGGCUAAUGAUGUUGUUUUUUUGUUCAAAAAGGUUUUGGUUCCCAAGAUUCAAAGGAUGGAUGGGAAUAUUUAUGAUAUGGUGCUCCCGACUCUGUAAUCUUUGACUAAUUGGGCAGCGGCGAUUGGCUGCUCCACACCAUUAGAGUAAGCUUCCCCACAAUGCGUGGAACCGGAUGACGUUCCAACUUGAUGUGUUAGUUCAGCAACUCUUUGGGUGGGAAAGUGAUUGUGAAAUACCAUUGACGUCAGCAUUUGUACUAAUUGUACACAAUUGUCUGUUGCAUUCUUGGGAAAGUUUAUUCUAAAGGGUGAUUGAGUCGGUAUCGAGAUUAUUUUGUAUAUGAAUGGAACAGGACUUGUGUUAGCUUUAAUAGACUCCAUUUUGUUACAAUGCAAUAGUUUCUUAUGUUGUUGAUAGGAUAUUUCAUGCGUGUGAUGGACAAUUAGCAUGUGUAGAUGAAAUGGGAACAAUUUCUUUGAUGGUGACAUUCAGAUUCUGAUGGUUACCGUGGAAUUUGAUUUGGUCGCCAUGGACAAAUGGUUGCUAUGGCAUCGACUAGGUGGUGCUUAGCAACCAGUUGGUGUUUAGACUCUGAAGGAAGGAGUCACUACAUGAAGGGUUGAAGUUUUUCUCUGAAAAGAAAGCUCGGGCUGUUGGGGUGUGUGGGGAGGGGUUUGUGAUCACAGAGGGAUUUAAUUGCUUAAAAGUGGCAUCAGUAGUAAUUGGUCCCGUACAAUAGAGAUCCAUUUAAGGAUUGAAAUUGACAUGAGCUGGAGAUCUGCUGUCUUGGACCGCAAAAGCGCAGCAAAAACACGAUGAUAAUCGGUGCUGUGUGCAACAAAAGGAUCACUCAUCUGCGGGUAAAAACGAUAAUCGCUGGGCUCGAUAUUGACUUCCAUGUCACUGGGAAAUUUCCACCGCAAACGAAGGAUUAUUGUCACGUGCAACUUAAAUUGCAGGUCAGCGAAGCGGUUGUUGUGAUGGCUGAUUUGGUUUGUUGUAUUCAUGAUACACCCUGUACGAUAUCUGCGUCCGACAAACUGUGUGCCAUUAAAUGAAUGUAUAUACUUCUUGUACUGCCAGCCUUCGAAGGCAUUUACUGACUUAGCGCUGCGAAAACAAGCAAUUUUAGUAACUGCAACCUGCGACCUGGCCUGGACAACAUGAUGAUUGUGGUUCGAAUGUGACCAGAAUUGGUUAAAUUUCAGUCAAUUUUGUCGUAGGUCCUUCGCAUGUCGCAUUGACUAAAAUCUCUUGUUUGCGCGCAAUUAAACAACAAUAAUAUGACAAGAACAAAUUUAUGUGUAAAAAGAUAAUAAUACUUAAUUCCUAAUUAAAUUUGACUGGGGAUUUAUAAUUUUCAUUCCGUCACAGUAUCAAAGGGUUAAACAUACUCACAAUUUCUUGACGAAAUAACACUUCAAAGGGGUCAGUUACGAAAAACUUUUUUUUAAGAACCGAACCCGUAUAAAUUUAGCUGCAGGGGUGUUAAGCGGCAUUAAGCGUGAACAAUCACUUCUUAAAUAAUCAAAAUGUAAGGAAUCUGAUUGGGAAUCUUUGGAUUUUUGCAAAAUGUGCUUGGAUGAUGAGAUUAUCGUACUGUGUCUUUGUAUCAGGUUUUUCAAUCAAACACCUUUAUUCUUUAAUAUUCAUAUAAUAAUCCAAUUGAUAAGAUGUAACAUCUUGCAGACAAUAAACUUUUCGAUAUUUUUACCAAAGAAUUUUAUUCUCGAAUACAAUAGGCCUGGUACAUGUACAUGUACAUACUGGCAGUUAUUUCAGGCCAAUACUUAAAUGACUUAUUGUAUAUAUGAAUUCGUUUUAUACACAUUGGUAAAUACUGUAAAAAAUUAAUGAUUUGAGUAUUUAUUUACAUAGGAUUACAGUAAAUUGACAAUAUAAUUGGGUAUUGUUUAGAAAAGUGUCUGGGCCCAGUUGCUCAAUUGACUCGGAGACAAAUGUCAACAUUAACUCAACUAAGCACAGUCUCUUUCAAUCAAUUUCAUUUCGGACUUAAAGCCAGCGUUACUACUUGAUUGAGCUAAUGGGCACUUAUUAAUUGCAUGCAGAGACUUAGGUUUAGGCUCUGAACAGGUCACCUAAUUUACUUGAAGAAAGUGUUUCUGAAAUGAAAGACCAUAUUGUGGCCCAAGUAUGUACAUGCACAGCAAAAGUGUUUUUCAGAUAGAUCUGGCCAAAGAUACUUGGCUGACCUCUUGUCACUUAACUGUAACAGUGUGAUCACAAAUAGUAAUGUUACACAGCCCUGGGCAGCCGGUGUCAUAGUUGACUGGUUUUUAUAGUUGACACCGUAAAAGAGCAUUGGUUAGGCCUACACUGAGGAUAAUGUAAUGUUUUGCAACACCACUAUCUUUUGGUAAAUGUGAUCUGGUCACAUUCCAGAGUUGAACUAAGUCCCUUUGCCCAGAACCAUCUGGAAAGCACUUUACCUCAAAUGAGGUGUGGCGUUUCAAUUCGUGAUGUUUUCUCCUUCAGAGUAGGCCAGCAACCAGCUAAAGAGGCCUAAUAUUGAUUCAGUAUGUUAUGAUCAACUUGACAUGAUUUGGAUUUUACUACUUUCUGUUAUCAUUUCCCUGUUAUCAGUCUUUUAACUGAAAGGUUAUACCCUUGUUUGCGACAAAUGACCCAAAUUUGCUGGUUUUAGACACUGAAAUCUUUAUACUGUAAUGGUUCACUCCUUGAGUUGAGGCAGUAAGAAAUAAUGCUAUUGAAAAUUUCUUGGGGUUCUUCCUACUUAACAUUUUCUUUUGAAUAUCUCAACAGAUUUCACUAUAAUGAACAGUCCAGGUCACAAUUGACAUCAUCCUCUCUACGCGUCUGUUAUGCCCAAUGUACUCGUGAGUUGUGCAUCGACACAACUUCAGGGAUGUCAAUUGUGAUUUGGGCUGUAAUCUCCAAACUUGACCGUGGGGAGUGUAUAAUGAAAAUAUAAUACAACCUGACAGCUAUGAAGUAACAUACUCACAUUUUUACCACCGGAUUUGUAUCUAUAUGUAUAUAUUAUACAGUUACCAAAUAAAUAUUUUAUUUUUACGAUAAG